UGCAGAAUUCCGGAUCUACUCGGCUCUGUUUCUCCCGUCCGUCUGCUGCUCUUGGUGUGGGUGUGAUUUUUCUGGCUUCUGAUUUCUUGAUUUUUCCUUCCAUGCCCGUCGGCCUCGCCCAAACCCGCCAGCUUCGGUUUUCUUGUUGCAAAUUCUGGUCCUUGAUCAUUGGUUGCCCUAGCACUUGGGUCGAGUCGUUUGUUUUACAUGAUUUGAAGUAAGUAAAUUAUAAUAACGCCUUCUGAUUUUAAAGCACAUUUUAGCUUAUUUUUGAAGUGGUGGCGGGACUAAACCCAUUUUACAUAAGUAUGAUCGAUUUGAAAUAAAAUUAUUAUUCUUUUUAUUGAUUUGAGCAUGCCUCCUUGGAGUUUACUUAACUGUCUUGAUGAUCUAAAAAUUAUUUGUGAAUUAUGAUUUUCCUGUUAACUUUUGCCUAUUUUGUCUCCGAUAUGGUCAUGUUAUUCGUGUGCCCGCUAGUAGGAGUUUUAUAAAUGCUAGCACACGUCGACAUGUUAUUGAUAGAAUCGGUUCGUUUCUGUUAUUCUGAAAUCUUGCUAGUGGGAUUAUACACUAGUAAAUCGUGUGCCUGCCAGUGGGAGGUUUAUAACACUGGCCAUGACCUAUAAAGGAGACGUUUAUUUUGUUUCCGUACUCAUACCUAUUUUUCGUGAUUAUACUGGUUGGCAUACUAUAAGUUUAAUUAAGGGCUAUCCAUAUUUACUUACAGAGUUAUCUCAUAGUUUUUUCUUAUCCACCAUUUCAAGAAGCGAAGUCAAGGACAGGAAAAAACAAGGGGAGUGACAAGUUAGAAGGCCAGCCAUCUUGUAAAUUGAGCAUAGAUUUUAGAUAUAAAUCAUGAUCUUGUAA
This is a messenger RNA of Rubroshorea leprosula, 867 nucleotides long. The record is from the annotation of a GenBank genome assembly. NCBI's taxonomy places the organism in Eukaryota, Viridiplantae, Streptophyta, Magnoliopsida, Malvales, Dipterocarpaceae.